Molecule: messenger RNA, 2493 nt
Organism: Paramisgurnus dabryanus
Lineage: Eukaryota; Metazoa; Chordata; Actinopteri; Cypriniformes; Cobitidae
Source: RefSeq, a predicted model, not a curated record
AACUGAUGCAGUAAUUCGGUUAAACUUAAGUCCCACACGCGUGAAUUUCCUGUGCUCUGCGUUGCGCAAGUCAACAACGAUCACCGCCAAUGGCUGGAACAAAUGCUGUAAAUGAUUCAAGACGAUGCCUUUUCUUCUUCCUCUAUGAUAGUUCAAAGGUGCAAGAGGAAGGAGACCAGACAAGAGAUGGCAUAUACUACUUCUAUCCUGAAGAUACACCAGCAGACCAUCAGGAUCUCCUCUGCGGACAGCUGGCCGGUGUGUGUCGUUGUGUGUCUGAGCUGUCCACAUCUCCUGUACGCCUGCUGCGUCUGCGCAAGAGCAAAUAUGCAGUUCGCAUGAAGGAUAAGUUUAUUUGGGCUUUAAGCUGUGUGGGAGACAUUCCAGAUGUGAGCGUAUGUGACUUUUUAGAUCAGCUGAUCAAUCUAUUCUGUUUUUAUAAUGGACCGGUGCGUCAAAGCUACCAGUUAAACAGUAAGGUGGAGUUAGCAUCAAGAUGGGCCAAAUACCUCUGUCACCUGCAGGGCGGCUCCACUGAGCUGCACAAUAUCUUUAGCUGCUUGAAGACUGUUGAUUCUUUGAAUAUUGAUCCUCUGCUGCUGUUGAAAGCUGCGCUUAUUCUACAGGCAUGUCAGCGAUGCCCUCUCGUGUUAGCAGGUUGUAUCCUGUACAGGGGCAGGGUGGUGAGUACUCAGAUGCCUCCUGCCCUGACAGUGAAGGUGAUGGUGUACGAGACAGAAACUUACAGCCAGGACCACAGGGUGACAGCCAAUGGCCUGAGCUCAACUGUGGCCACACCCCACUCAGUCACAGUUACUGCACAGGUGUUUCUGACGACUACUGAACUGCAGAUGCUGCGCGGCUCCCCAGUGGAUAGAGCAUGCAGGUACAUCCAAAAAAAGUCUCAUUGCGCUCAACCUCCAUGCCAAUCUAGAAAGUCCCGCCUCCUGUCACGCACUUUAUCUGACAUCCGGACCAUAGAUACAGAUUCACCAAACCUAGAACCCACCCAGUGUCCCUCAAUCUCCGAUCAGACGACGUCAUCCUCUCCCCGCUCCUCUCUUUCCGAUGAUAUGUGUUUCAGUCCCUCCCCCUCGGUGCUAAACACCCCCCUUCACUCCAGCCUUAUGAACCAAUCAGAAUAUUUCACUCCAGAGUCACAUGACCACAACACGCCGAAUGGCACAAACUCGUCCAAGGAACAAUGUAUAACAGAAAGUUUAAAUAGAAAUGAUAAAAGCGAUAUAGAUGAGAAUCUGGAGACAGGAAGUUUACACUCAUGGACCAAAAUUAAAAGUGAAGUUGUACAUUUAGAUCAGGAUCUUGAUGCCAAAGCACUCAAAAAUGGUUAUCAGUUGCAGUCGAAUUGUCUUGAAAACCAUUUAGACGUCUCUUACCAUGACAAUCAGAUUGACAUGACCGAAGGACAGCGAUUGGACGCUCCCAAUCAUGUGACCAAUAGAAACAAAGAAUUCCACGGAGAUACAGAGAAAGAGGCAAGAGAAAACAGUGAGCAAGUAGAAAAGUCAAAACAAAGGCUUAAGGAAAAUGAAUCCCCAUUACACGAGACCCUUACAGACCCUUCUCUGGUGCGCACAAUAUUGUACCAGCAUAGAGUCAGAGGUCUUGUCCUUGCACUUUUGGUGGAGCCGGAAUUCAUCACGGAUGCCACCGCCAGGGAGGAAGUGUAUAACAGCAGUAUGGCAUCUCUGAAUGGGCUUGAAGCUCAUCUGAGGAAUACCUCACCCCCCUGGACCCCCAGCCCCCCUGGACCCUACACCUUCGCCCACUAUGACUGCAUUCAAAACACACUUACUACUAAUGUAUGUGGGCGCUCCGCUGGACCCCAGGAUCGUGCAUUUGUGAGGGCCACAGCACUGCUCCAUUCUCAUUUUUCAGAAACAGACACUCUACAAGAGGCCAUUGUCAGGAGUGCUAGUUCGGCAGUGUAUGGGACCCGUAGCGCUGCCCAGGAAACGUAUUUCCUCCAGCAAGGAACACCAGUCAGAAACUCUGGAAGUCCUGAUGCCCAGGACAGCGCUUUCUUUCUGCCCAAAAAAGCUCGCCAACGGUUGCUUAAACAUGGAGUUAACCUGCUCUAACUGAAGUCCGCAUACUGAUCUUCACACUGUAUUAAUGUAUCUCAUACUGCUCAGAAUGUGAUUAAAGGAAUACUGCACCCAAACUGAUUUUUUUACUUACCGACCAUGUCAUUCCAAAGCAGUAUGAUUUUCUUCUGUGGAACCAAAUAGCUGUGUCCCAAAUCGAAGGCUGCGACGUACAGUAUAUAUGCUUAGAACACAUUCUUAUAACGAAUAAAAGCUGUGCCAAUUCAAAGGCUGCUUAAAAUGAAGCCUCAAAAUGUGUCCUUUAUCCUGCUAAGGAUAGAACAAAUGGAUCCUUUAUAGCCGAGGCUAUCCCGAGAUUCAUUGCACGCCUGUAACGGCUGAAUAUAACGGCUGGAUAUGUUAAAAUAUACAUUUAAACAUUUGU